Messenger RNA from Mus pahari (shrew mouse), 3434 nucleotides. RefSeq names its product butyrophilin like 9 (gene Btnl9). Gene Ontology annotation, biological process: T cell receptor signaling pathway; regulation of cytokine production. The record is from RefSeq and is a predicted model, not a curated record. Lineage: Eukaryota; Metazoa; Chordata; Mammalia; Rodentia; Muridae. The coding region runs from base 196 to 1806 and encodes 536 amino acids. Gene Ontology annotation, molecular function: signaling receptor binding. The transcript has 10 exons. Gene Ontology annotation, cellular component: external side of plasma membrane.
GUGGGUGAGUAAUUCUGUCACCAGUGACCUGCAUCCCCUUCCUGAACCCAGCUGCCAGCCCACAUCUAAAGCAGCUUAGCAUCAGGGACUAACACUUCAUAAUCACCCCCUUCAGAGGGAGGUGAGAUUGCCAGCAUCCCUCUACCACUUGGAUCUUCUGCUGUUACCUGAAAGGUGGGCCCUCACCGCUGACAGAUGGCAGAUUGCUCAGGAUUUCUGGGGUUUCUGAAGCAAAUACCUCCAUGCCUCAGCAUCUUCUUCACCUACCUUCUCUUCCUUCAGGUGUGGGAGGUGAACUCAGAGGAGGUCUGGGUGCUGGGCCCUGAGGAGUCCAUUUUGGCCCGCGUCGGGGAAGCGGUGGAGUUCCCAUGUCGAUUAUCAUCAUACCAAGACGCAAAGCACAUGGAAAUUCGCUGGUUUCGGACCCAGGUCUCCAACGUGGUGUACUUGCACCAGGAGCCGCAGGAGCGCUCCAGCCCGCAGCUGGCACAGUUCCGAAACAGGACCUUAUUUGAAGCAUAUGACAUUGCCGAGGGCAGCGUGAACCUGCACAUCCUUAGCGUGGUUCCCUCCGACGAGGGCAGAUAUGGGUGCCGCUUUCUUUCUCACAACUUCUCUGGUGAAGCCAUGUGGGAGCUGGAAGUAGCAGGAUCGGGCUCAGACCCACACAUCUCCCUCGAGGGCUUCAAUGGAGAGGGCAUUCAGCUGCAAUGCAGUUCCAGUGGCUGGUACCCCAAGCCAAAGGUUCAAUGGAGAGGCCACCAGGGUCAGUGCCUUUCUCCAGAGUCUGAAGCCAUCACCCAGAAUGCCCAAGGCCUCUUCAGUCUGGAGACAUCUGUGAUUGUCCGAGGAGGGGCUCACAGCAAUGUGUCUUGUAUAAUCCAGAACCCCUUGCUGUCCCAGAAGAGAGAGUUCACCAUUCAGAUUGCAGAUGUGUUCCUACCCAGAAUGUCCCCCUGGAAGAAAGCGUUUGUGGGAACCCUGGUGGUCCUGCCGCUCAGCCUGAUGGUGCUCACCAUGCUGGCACUGCGAUAUUUUUACAAGCAGCGGAGCUUUCAAGAAAAACGGGUGAAGCAGGGAGAGAAGGUCAGAGAGAAACUUCAGACAGAGCUUGACUGGAGAAGGUCCGAAGGCCAGGCUGAGUGGAGAGCAGCCCAGCAAUAUGCAGUGGACGUGACCUUGGAUCCUGCCACAGCGCACCCUAGCCUGGAGGUCUCCAACAAUGGCAAGAGCGUGUCCUCCCGCCUGGGGGUGCCCAGUACUGCAGCCGGGGACCCGCAGCGGUUUUCGGAGCAGACGUGCGUGCUGAGCCGGGAGCGCUUCUCCAGCGGCCGCCACUACUGGGAGGUGCACGUGGGCCGGCGCAGCCGCUGGUUCCUGGGCGCCUGUCUGGAGUCGGUGGAGCGAUCCGAGCCCGCACGCCUGAGCCCGGCGGCCGGCUACUGGGUGAUGGGGCUGUGGAACCGCUGCGAGUACUUCGUGCUGGACCCGCAUCGCGUGGCACUGGCGCUACGCGUGCCUCCCCGGAGGAUAGGCGUACUGUUGGACUAUGAGGCGGGGAAACUGUCUUUCUUCAACGUGUCCGAUGGCUCGCACAUCUUCACCUUCACCGACACUUUCUCAGGGGCGCUCCGCGCCUACUUAAGGCCCCGAGCCCACGAUGGCAGUGAACACCCGGAUCCUAUGACCAUCUGCUCUUUGCCGGUUAGAGGGCCACAGGUCCUCGAAGAGAACGACAACGACAACUGGCUACAGCCCUAUGAGUCUCUGGACCCUGCCUGGGCUGAUAAUGAGGCACUGUGGUGACCUCAAGGCCAGGUCCAAGUGCUGUCCUGAACUCCUGGACAGCACUUUGCUCUCCUUCAGCCAAAGCAGAGUCAGCAGAAAGAGGAUAAAGAGGGCCUAUACAGAUGAAUGUAUAUAAUUAUCUUUAAACAGGCAAAUGAGAGAUUGUUUGUGUAUAUAGCAGGAUUCUGGAGUGUGCAGUGUAGGAGAUGGGAAAGAAAUCAUAAUUAUCUGCUAAUGUGUGUAUAGAUCUGUAUAGUGUGUGUGUGUGUGUGUAUAGUGUGCGCGCGUGUGUAAUUUUGUGUAUCCUGCAAAAGUCUAGAAGUAAUGUCAUUUCAUAAACAAUGAGUUCACCUUUGGCCCAGCUCUGAAUACAGCUUAUAGCAACUUCCUUGAUCAUGUAUGUGGCAAUUUGAACAUGAAAUUCAGUAACGGCAGUGAUGUGGUUAAGGGCAAUCAGUGGUAGAGUGCUUGCUUAAUCCGAAGGAUAGCGCACAUCUUCAACUUCACCCACACUUUCCCCAGGAAAGUGCAUUAGAUCCCCAGCCCAGGAUGGCAAGAAUGCAGUAAACAUAAACAUACAUCUAAGUAACAUUUCACAGACUGAGAAGGCUAUAUUUAGCAAAAUAUAUGUAUAUACAUAUACUCACAUAAUAACAUUAAUUUUAAAAGCUGUGAGUUUGAAAGAGAGCUUGAAAUGAGGCAUAGGAGAAUUUGGGGGGAGGAAAAGGAAGGGAGGAAUUAUGUAAUUUCUUUAUAAUCUCAUAAAAUUAAAAAAUAAAACAAUGCAGUAUUAGGCAAUAACUAAAACCCAAAUGCAAAAGUCCAUGCUAACACUUUAUUUUUUCUCUUUUUAAAAAGGAAGCCUUAAAAAUAAUCAAGUGAAACCUCUCUAAAAGAGAAUGGGAAGGAUGGAAUGAAAAAGCUAUUAGCUUUGCAUCAAGGAAACAAUCAGUAUAGACAAAAACAAACAAACAAACAAAACAAAAAAAGCAAAGAAACAAAAAACUAAUGGCUGGUAAGCCCACCAGGCAGAGCCUAUUGAAAAGCAAGAUGGCUCCAAUCUUAUGUAGCAGUCUUACAUAUUUCUUAAAAUAAUGGAAAUAGAAACACAACUGAGAAAAAAAGUGUAUGAAAUGAUUCCUAGUGACACCUGUAGACUGGAGCCUAGCACAAUCAUUAUCAGAGAGGCUUCAUCCGGCAAUUGAUAGGAGCAGACACAGAGCCCCACAUCUAAACUUUAGAAGCACAGCAAAUCCCCUAAAGGGAGGAGGAAGUUUUAUAGAUGCCAGAAGGGUCAAGGACAAGGACACUGUGUGACCACGGCCCACAGAAUCGACUAAGCAGGGCUCAUAGGCGUUCCCUCGCAGAGACUGAAGGGAGGAUCAGGGAGACUACAUGGAUCUGACCGAGGUCCUCUGCCUGUAUUUUACAGUUGUGUAGCUUGGUAUUCUUGUGAGACUCCUAACAGUGGUUGCAGUGGCUGUCUCUGGUUCUUUUGCCUGCUUUGGGGGCCCCUUUCCUCCUACUCGGUUGCCUUGCCCAGCCUUGAUAUGAAGGGAUAUGCCUACUCUCACAGCAUCUUAUUUUGCCAUGUUUGGUUGAUCUCCUUGGGAGGCCUGCUCUUUUCUGAAAUGGAGGAGGAGUGG